CUGAGACUCUUCUCCUGAAGAAGAUUUUAUGUGAUCACUGUAUAAAUUGGUAGAGUUCACAGAUAAGCAUUAUGAGACUUUUCUUGAUGGAAGCUGGAGAGGACAAACAGCAUUUACUUCAUUCUCAAUAGGAAAAGCCUGCAACAGUAGGUUUGAUUUUGAAGAUAAUUCCUCUGUGAAAUCCAUUUAAUGCAAAUUAUAAGACAGAAUAUAUAUAAGAGAGAAAUCGGUCCUUCAGGUAAUUAUACUGCCUUCUUCAGGAGGAAAAGCGAUCUGUCUCACAGAGAACUCUAAGCAAGCCUGAUACUAUAAUAUUUAUGUCUGUGGUAAGUCUAUAUUUAGAACUGUCAUGAGUUACGAGGCUGAGAACAAGAGUCAAGUGAUGUCUAUCAAAAAAUUUAUUGAUACAUACAAUAUCUUCUUUGUCUUAUACCUUUGCCUUUUACUUAUGAAAAAUUAAAUUUCUCUAACUUGUGGAAGUGAAUUUAAAAGCAUAACUUAAAGUCUCAGUCCUGCCAGCAACUCUGUAUGAGAAGCCCUAACUAAUGAAAAGCCCCUGCUGGAUCUCUAAGGUGUGUACAUGGUGGGUUUUGUUUGGGGGAACAAGAGUCUGGAGAGAACAAGCUCCUUUAAGCUCUCAAGUCAAAGGAAGAGAUAGUAAACAUCCCUUUUAUGCCUGUGCUUUUCAGAAUCCAGUAAAGAGUUCAGUGGCAAGUACAAUGCCUUUAAAGUUCCACCAUCAGGUUCACUAUAAGACUCCAAGUUUAAUGAUGAGCUCAGGAUGCAGAAAGGAAAAUUUCAUACAGUAUCUUUUAUGAGACCAGCUGACAUAGUUGGAAGUAGACCAGCUUUGAAGCACACCAGCCCUCCCAAAGUCUAUUAUACAAGCAGAACCUUUUCCACAUUGUACAGUCUUACAGCUAUUUUGGGUGGUAAUUUACUUGUGUUAAUCAGUUACACAGUUUAUCCAAUUAUGCGACACUCAUAAAACCAAAUUGUAGGCAGACACAGUACAUUCACAUUGGAUAGGGAUUUACAGUGCAAGAUGAAGUGUUUGUGGAAAGGACUUUGGAGUCUUUAAAAACUUCCAUUUAAUAUAGCACCAAGACUGGGGCAUACUCAGAACCCAAUGUCUCCAUCACAUUUGGCAGUGGUGCCCGAUUAUUCAGUACAGCCUCCUGAAUCACCAAAACCACUUCCUGCAGCGGACUUUCUGCAAAUCUCUUAUCCAAGUACUGACCCAGCCCAGCCCUGCUUAGCUGUAUGAAAUCAUAGCCUAAGGCAGUGUGACUCCAAGCACAAACAGCAUACAUCUGCCAUUUCAGCUCAGUUAGUUGUCUUCUUCAGAAAAGAGCCUUCCUUUCAAGGCAGUCAUAAGAUGCAGUCUCAUAGGAAGGGUUAUUCUCCUCUAGUAAAAUCAUCUGAGUAUAUUUGAAUAUCAGUUUGUCUUUCCUAUUCUGGUCAAUGGUGAAAACAAUGCCUAUGCUACACAACGUUGUUUGAAUUUGGUGGUAACUUCCUGUUCUGAUCACUGGUUGUCUAGUAACUACUAUUAAAAUGGGUAAGCAAGCAAAGAUGAUCUAAAAAUUAAAAAUAUCACUGUGGGAUCAAUUUAGGAACAAACACAGCUUUCUACAGGUAAUCAGAGCCUUUGACAACAUUCAAUACAGCAAACCUUUUCAAGUCUGAGUGUUUAAAUUUAGGUGCCUAAAUAAAAAAUAAGCACACAUUUAGAAAACAUUGUAUAUAAAACCAUUAUUACAUUUCCAGAAGUCUUAAGACUUUUACAGGUCUUACUGAUUUUACUCAACAUCUCUGACAAUCACAGCAGGAGAUCUGAAAAUUAUAGCCUAUAAUUGUAUCUGGAAAAAAAAAAGUACUAAGUUUACACAGAUGCAGGCUUCUGUCAGGGCAUAUCCUGAUCUCUGCCUACAGCCUGAAUAACUAUGCAAUAUGCAGGACUGCUGUGCAAGUAUUCUUGCCCCACAGCCAUGAACAAGAAGCAGUGCAGCUGCUGUUGCAGCCCAUGUGCUAUUGUAACAGGGCAGCUGUUGUAGUUCCUCACAGUUAUGGAAGCAUGUCCCAUACACGCCAUGUUCUCUAAACUGUUUCACCUUGAAACAGGCUAUGCAGUAAUUCAGGGUCAGCUUGCACAGACCUAGGGCUCUACCAAAGUCACAAGGUGGAUAUUCCACAUGCAAGCUCCCAAUGUGCCGUCUCCCAUGUGGUAACAAAAAUAUGUUCGAACCUAUGCAUAGAGUAAAUACAUUUUGUACCAGAAAUAAAUCUGAAUUAGUGCACAAUUUCGGGGGUUUUUAGCUGGUCACACUAAAAAUUUGGUGUUAUUUCAUUAUAAUAAGUUGGUACUGUUAGUAUUGUUUAAAAAAAAGACAUUUUCUUCCCUGUUUCUCUUUGCACUUAUGCUGACAGACCUCUAGCCCAGUUCAUCUGCAUAUAAAAUGAAACAAAAUUUAUAACAAUAAGAUCUUGCUCCACUUAACAAGGAUGUAUCACUCCCCUACCCCUCGGUAAAUUAUUUUGCUGGAGGCUACAUCAUUCUCUCUGAGUAGUAUGUUGGGAGUUGACAGAGGCGUGAAUAAUUCGCGGCGUAGAAGCCUCCCCAGCCGAGCUGAGCUGCAGCAUGUUGGGCCAGCCUUUGAUGCAGACUGGUUGGGCAGGUUCCUGGGCGCCCGAGGAACCGGUCUGACAGGCCUGUUAUGCCAACAAAUUCUGGUAUGAUUCCAUGCUCUCCAGAAUGCAGAAACCUGCCCAGCCAGUUAAAUGAAAGGCAUAUUAGGUUAUCCAUUGCACAUUGUAUAUAUCUUAGGUGCAGCAGAUCUCCUCUCGGCAUUCUCUAGUGUGGUCCACAGUGGCUUCCUCAUCUCACUUACACUUGAGGUUUAUAGCUGGAGGGGAAGUCAAUAGUAAAUAUUUAUCACCCCGACCAAGAACAGAACUUUUCACAAUUCAAACAGAAGGGGGGCUGGAAGAGCAGGGACUAUUGUUUGGGGAUUUAUUUUUCCCAAAUGACGUACACGUCUCUUCAGAAACAGUUUCAUAACUAUGUAAUUUAAAAUAUAAAGUUUGAGAGUGAGCCACUUCUGCGAGUCAAAGAAGCUGGGAGCAGCAAAAAGCAAGAUGAAUGCAUCUGGACGAAGCUGUGGGAGCCCUAGUUCUGCAGAACCUACAGGAGAUUUCUUCAAGGAACUGUGGUCCAAACUGAAAGAAUGUCAUGAUAAAGAAGUACAAGGCUUACAGCUGAAAAUAUCUAAGUUGAAAAAGGAAAGAUGCUUGGAUGCAGAGAGGCUUGAAGAGUUCUAUACCAAGAACCAACAGCUCAGAGAACAGCAAAAAGCACUUCAUGACACUAUCAAGGUUUUAGAAGACAGGUUAAGAGCGGGGUUAUGUGAUCGUUGUGCUGUAACCGAAGAACAUAUGAGAAAGAAGCAGCAAGAGUUUGAAAAUAUCCGGCAGCAGAACCUCAAACUUAUUACUGAACUUAUGAAUGAAAAAAACAACUUACAGGAUGAGAAUAAAAAGUUAACUGAACAGUUCCAUCAAUUACAGAAGGAGAUAGAGGAGCAAAAGCAGCAAGCAGUGGAGGUAGAAAAAGGAAUCAUUCCAGAUUCUCCAGUUCUAACUUCUUCAUUUUCUAUGGUUAAUCGUAUGAGAAGAAAAAAAGAGAAUAAGCACGUCCGAUACACAGAACAUACACCCCCAGAUUUGGAACUUAGGGAAAACAACAGUGAGUUUGGAAAAUUUCCACUCUUUUCCACACAAAUGAACACUCACCAUGGAGGAGAGAUACUAGUGGCAGACACCUGUGAUCCACAAUUGUCCCCUGUUCCAAAUAAACCAAGGGUGGGAGGAUACCCUGUUCCAAAGCCAACUUUUAACUUGGCUGCAGUCGUCGCAGAAACAAUUGGACUUAGUGUGGAAGAGGAAUCUGAGUCCCAGAGUGUACUGAAUCUUCCCCUCACUAAUACAGUUAUGAGCCAGGCCUCAGAGGGCAUGCAGUCUGAAGACUCAAGAAAACAUCCAGCUUCAGAAUCAAGAAAUGAUGACAACAAUUUAGGUAUUUCAGAUCCAUCUCAUAACACUCCACCAUGUGAUGACUGGGAUUCUCGGGUAGCGUCUCCUGUUUUUGGAGCUUCUAGCAGUAUGAAGAACAACUCAAGUACAGGUCAUGCUCCUUGUAUUUUAGAUUCAGGAUUGAAGCCUCAUCUCAAAACCAACCUCUUCAACAAUCCAUCCAGUUCCAGGUGUCAUAAAAGUAGAUCAAAAUCUGAAGAUGUUGCUUUUGUUGCACCGCUGAAUCUUGGGACAGAAAUCAACUCAGUUAUCAGCCAGGCCUCUGUCCAUAGGCAAAUGGUUGUGAAAAAGAAUGCUAAUGAGGCUGUAGCCUGUGUUGGAAACACCUGCACAGCUAAAAAUGAGGUGGUCAAGAGCGAUGUCCUUCUCGCAUACCAGAAGCAGCUAGAAGGCAGGUGUGCUAAGAGAAAGAAAGCUGAAGAUGAUCGUGCAGUUAGCUGUGAGAAAACAUCAUUCAACAAAGAGAACUCUGUGCCAUUCCGAUCCGAUGCUCAGCAGAUUAAUGGGGAACAUACAGCUGAUAAGCCCUUGGAUCUGUCUGAUCGCUUCUCUGGAGUUCGUGGUCAAGAGAAAAAACAUGGAAGUGAGGAGACAUGUAAAAAUAGACUGAAGCAAGUGACUUUGCAGGACAUUUUUUCACACAUAGGGAAGACCAUUCCUGAAGGUUCAUCAUCCGUUCAAAAUGCCAACAACGAGAGCUGUUUUUUUGGCAGAGAUUUACAAGAGGAAUCCUAUGUACAAGAGGCAAUGCUGGGAAAAACAUUCUCUGAUAAGAAAAACCAGAUCCAAAUGAAAGAAGAAGUUCCUCCCUUCAAAUUUGCACCACUGCCAAGUUCUGCAGAGACAGAGGAACUUUUUGAUGAUGUAAAGGUUGCCAGUGGCCAUGUACCAAAUAGAAAGAAAACAAGGACAGGACAUGGAGAGUCUGAACCAGCAUCUGUACUUCAGCCAAACCCUUGUAGACUAUCAAAAAGUAAAGCACAGCAAAAUGAGCAAGACCUGAAAGAUAAACCCUCUUUAGAAAACUUCCAGUGGAGCAUAGACCCAGGAGCUGACCUUUCACAGUACAAAAUGGACAUUACUGUGAUUGAUACAAAGGGUGGUUCUCAGACCAGAGUUGGAGGGGAAGUUGUUGAUAUGGAUUAUACAUAUGUUAGUGACAGUGUGCUAUUAAAAAUGAAAAAUCAAGAGCAAAAUCAGGAAAGCAGUCCAAGAGGAGAAAUAACAGAUAUGUUUGAUCAGACGAGCCAUGAAGAAUAUGAAUCCUGCCUACCAGAGGAUAGUCCUUCUGCAUGUGAUGAAAAAGAAACUCUUCAUGAUGAAGAGCAGGAUAAGGGAAUAACAGCAGCAAGCAAGAAACUAAAGAAACAUGAGGAUAAACAAGAUAAAGCCAAGCAGAAAGCUUUUGUGGAGCCUUAUUUCAAAAGUGAUGAGAGAAAGAAUACUGUGUUAGAUUUUCCUCAUAUUGAGGUUGUUCGAAAAAAAGAAGAAAGAAGAAAAUUACUUGGCCACACUUGUAAGGAAUGUGAAAUAUAUUAUGCAGACAUUCCAGAAGAAGAGAGAGAGAAGAAACUAGCUUCCUGUUCAAGACACAGAUUUCGCUACAUUCCUCCAAAUACUCCUGAAAAUUUCUGGGAGGUUGGAUUUCCUUCCACCCAAACCUGUGUGGAAAGAGGCUACAUUAAAGAGGAUCUUGCUCCCUGUCAACGUCCAAAAAGGCGGCAGCCUUACACUGUGAUGUUUUCUCCAAAAGGCAAAGAGCAGAAGACAUAAAGGAUGGGAAGUAAGGAGUGCCAGCCUGAAGUGUAUCUUUCCUGUCCGUAGAUAUUUAUAGUUAAUAUAAACUUGAAAUAAAGAACUGUGUUUUCCACAAUGAUAGAUAAAUCGUUUAAUUGAAUAUGUAAAUUUUAUAAAAUUCAUUUGGGAGUCUGAUGUACCAGGAAACAAAACUAUUUAAUGUAUGUUUGUUUCAUAUUGUGUUAAUACAUUUUGUAUUAAUUUUUGCACCUGUCAGACAAGUCUCCUACUUUUUUUUUUCUUUAAGGCCAGCAGCUGAAAUUCCAGCAAUUCCUAUCUAAACUUUGUGUCAGUGGGUAACUGCUUUGAAGUGACUAAAAUCUGUUGUUCUUGCAGGGGUAAAUGUCUGUCAAUGGGAAAAGAAAUUACAAUUUUCUAGGGUGCUUUUAUUUUGCACUGGAUUUUCUUGUAUUUCUUUUCUCUUGUUGCAAUAAUGGUUAUAUCUACUUGGAAUAAAGCUGUAUCUACUGUUAAUAGUUUGGAGGUGUGAAAACCA
Corvus hawaiiensis (hawaiian crow) is the source of this 6385-nucleotide messenger RNA. RefSeq names its product RB binding protein 8, endonuclease (gene RBBP8). The record is from RefSeq and is a predicted model, not a curated record. Gene Ontology annotation, molecular function: double-strand/single-strand DNA junction binding; double-stranded DNA binding; single-stranded DNA binding. Bases 3139 to 5865 code for a protein of 908 amino acids. Gene Ontology annotation, cellular component: site of double-strand break. NCBI's taxonomy places the organism in Eukaryota, Metazoa, Chordata, Aves, Passeriformes, Corvidae. Gene Ontology annotation, biological process: DNA double-strand break processing involved in repair via single-strand annealing; double-strand break repair via homologous recombination. The transcript is spliced from 20 exons.